This is a messenger RNA of Arachis stenosperma, 1635 nucleotides long. Its product is annotated as ELF3-like protein 2. The coding region runs from base 1 to 1635 and encodes 544 amino acids. The transcript has 4 exons. NCBI's taxonomy places the organism in Eukaryota, Viridiplantae, Streptophyta, Magnoliopsida, Fabales, Fabaceae. The record is from RefSeq and is a predicted model, not a curated record. Gene Ontology annotation, biological process: regulation of photoperiodism, flowering.
AUGAUGAAAGGGGCAAUUAUUGAUGAAGGAAAAGAAAUAAUUCCAAUGUUCCCAAGAUUGCAUGUUAAAGAUGCUGAAAAAGGAGGAGGGCCUAAAGCACCACCAAGGAAUAAGAUGGCUCUCUAUGAACAAUUCAACAUUAAUAUGCAUAUGCCUUCUCAAAAUUAUGCCUCAGGAUCAUCAACAUCCUUGUUUCCUCUCCAUCUUAGAAGCUUCACACCUCCUUCAAUUUCUCCCUAUCCAGAUGAUUUCAUCAACACUAGGUGUUUUCUGAAAACAUUUGAUGGUGAAUAUGCUAGUUCUGCCCAUGAGGGAAAUUCAGGUUGUAACCUUAAGCAACAUGACAAGGAUGAAGACAAACUUCCACUUAAAAGUCUCAAUUCAUUUAGAGAGAAGGUGAAUUCACUUGUGACAAUAGAACUGAAUUCCACACAAUAUGAGAAAAAUGAAAGAGAAGAAGAAGUGUCUCAAAAGUUACAAGAAGAUGAAGAGAAGACAUAUAGACAUUAUAGUGGCUUAAAUAAACUAAGGUUGGAAUGUAAAUUGGGCAUGGAUAUUUCCCCAAAUGAUGUUCUAGGAGUUAUUGGUGAAAAGCAAUUUUGGAAAGCAAGAACAACUAUAAUCAAUCAACAAAGAAGCUUCCUCAUACAAGUGUUUGAGUUGCACAGACUCAUAGAGGUACAAAAAACAAUUGCUAGAUCACCUCAUUUAUUGCUUGAAGAUAUCCAUGUCCUGAACAGAACACUACCAAAACCAUCACCAUUCAAGAGGUUACAAUCUGACUAUGUCGCCGAUCAAUCGCCGGCCGGUAAACUCGCGAAUCAUUCCGAAAACAUUGCAAUUGGUGGCAAGAUUCCCCUUCCUCCUCCUUGUAUCAACAACAUAAGCAAAGGUCAUUUUAAUAACCCUGGACAUUAUAUAGGAAAGCCUACAUUAUUAACCUCUCUAGAUUCAAUGAAUACCAAAAAUACCCUAAGUUGUGGUGUGUACCCUACUUCACAAGGAAACCAAUGGUUAGUUCCUGUUAUGUCCCCAUUAGAAGGCCUUGUAUAUAAGCCAAUCAUAGGGCCAUGCCCUCCAAAUCCAAGUCUCAUAACACCAAUAUAUGGUCCUUAUAGUCCUCAGCAUGUUCAAGAAGUACCAACUCUUCCCCCCACAAAUUCUCACCAAAGAAUUGGAUCCCUCUCUGACUCUUUUUCACCACCAAUAAUGCAUCCAUCUAUUGAGCACCCCAAUAAUAAUAAUAAUAAUAAUAUUAAUAAUGGUCAUGAAAGUCACCAUUAUUCAUCAUCACUUGGAGAAGUGAAUUCCUCCAUAUUGUACAAAAGCUCAUCAUCUAACAUUAUUACCAAUUACCAUACAAGUCAAAUAAUGCCAAGAACUACCAAUAAUGUUACAAAAGAUAAAGAUAGAAGCACAACAAGUAGUAGGAGUAGUAGUCCUUGCAAGAAAAGGAAAGGUGAUGUACUUCCUUUGUUCCCUGUGGCACCAACAUUUUUGGCAUCAAAUAAUGUUGAUCAUCAUCAUCAUCACCAGGCAAAAGUUAUCAAAGCAUUGCCUCACAAUCCAAAAUCAGCAACUGAAUCAGCUGCAAGGAUAUUUAGAUCAAUACAAGAAGAAAGGAAAUAUUUGUAG